AACUUUGUAUUCCGGGAUGAUCAUUUUUUUUUUUCUAAUAUUUUUUUGUGUUAAACAUCAGAAUAAGCUUUACUUUGCUUCGUUCAAUUUCUUUGCAUACAAGUCGAAAAAAUUUUGUUUUUUUUAGUAUAUCUUUCGAAAUUGUCAAGAAAAUAUCUGGAAUGCCUCACGAUGUGAAUGUAUAUGGAACAUCAUCUAGCAGUCAAUCUGAAAGAUCAAUUAACAAUUCAAAUGGUAAUGAGUCUUUCGAAAAUCAAAAUGGUUCAAAAUUAACUAUACAAGUUUUCAAUCGUUUUCAUAUUCAAAUAGAAUUAGUACAUAUUGAAGAUUUUCCUAAUGAAUCACCGAAACGAUAUGACAAAAUUUGUUCACAAUGGAAUAGUGAAGAAUUUAAGGACUGUAUUUCAGUUUCAAGCAAUAUUGAACAAACGUCUAUUCUAGAAAGCCAACGAGCAGUUCCACAUUUUGUACAGACACAAACAAACCCACUUCAUGAUGGACCUUGCAAUUAUGCUCGUGGAUUGCCAGUCAUCAGAGCAUCAACAACAGAUGAAAAUAAUGAUUAA
Molecule: messenger RNA, 566 nt
Organism: Rotaria sordida
Lineage: Eukaryota; Metazoa; Rotifera; Eurotatoria; Philodinida; Philodinidae
Source: the annotation of a GenBank genome assembly